UCCUAAACUGAGGGGAUAUUUGAAAGUUGCAAAAUCUUCAAAUAGUAAUCAAGGCCAUUAUGAUUUAAAGCAACAAGCGAGACACCAAGGAUGGAGAUCUGUCGUCCUGGAUUAUCCAUUAUUGUGGUUCUGCUGCUGAUCAGCUGUUCACACUCAGCGUACAUCACUGACAACACAGAUUCCCUCCAUCAGCUCCUGUCAGAGUUCAGCAUCGUUCGUCCAAUCAGGACAAAUUCAGGGGGGCGUUUCCUGUCAGCAUCAGUCUCGGCCCACCAUUUACAACGCAGCAAAAGACACGCCCCCUCUGCAGAGGACACCCUUACAAACCAGGAUAUACACAUGCCCGCUGAAGCAUCCCUGUCCAACCAGACAGGGACCAACUGGAGGGGGCAUGGCCUUAUAACUGAGGAGGCGGAGCUUUUCUACAAUGUGACGGUAUUUGGUCAGGAGCUCCACCUGCGGCUGUGUCAGAACACUCGUCUUGUUGCCCCCGCCGCCACCAUAGAGUGGUGGGAGGAGUCAGGACAGAAACUCUCUCAGCCAAUCAGAGACACCGGCUGCUUCUUCACGGGAGAGGUGUCCAACAUGGAGGACACGUCGGUUGCCAUUAGCAACUGUGACGGGCUGGCUGGGAUGAUCCUGGUUGGUCGGGAGGAGUUUUUCAUCGAGCCGUUGGAUGGGAGGCAGACAGGUUGGGGAGGAGAGGAGGAGGAGGAGGAGGAGGGAGGAAGAAAACACAUUGUGUAUCGCUCCUCAGCCGUCAUCAAGAAACAACCAGCUGUCAAUCAAACUGCAGCUGUCAAUCAAACUGCUGAUGACUUCCUUAGAGGUCCUCUGUUAGGCUCUCUAAACUUCACCCAGAAUGUAUUGAGGUCCAGACCGGACCCAGCUCGACGCAGGCGCUACAUUGAGGAGGCUGAGCUGUUUAACAUCGAGGUCCUGUUAGCAGUGGAUUACUCUGUUCUUCUGUUCCAUGGACGAGACCACAUCCAGAAGUAUCUCCUCACGCUCAUGAACAUUGUGAAUGAGAUCUAUCAGGAUCACUCUCUGGGUGCAAACAUCAACGUCGUCCUGGUCAGGAUCAUCAUGCUGUCUCCCACAAAGUCUCAGGAGCUGAUCUCUGUGGGCAACCCUCAGAAGAGUCUGGAGCACGUCUGUGGGUGGUCCUACCUCCAGCAGAGGGAGCAGAGCCACGCCGAGCAGCACGACCACACCAUCUACCUGACCAGGCAGGAGUUCGGCCCCUCCGGCAUGCAGGGUUAUGCUCCGGUCACAGGGAUGUGUCACUUACAUCGCAGUUGCGUCCUGGUCAUUGAAGACGGGUUUUCCUCGGCCUUCGUAGCUGCUCAUGAAACAGGACACGUGUUGGGGAUGGAGCAUGACGGGGAGGCUAAUGACUGUGAGGAUGACGUGGAGUUGGGCAGCAUCAUGUCUCCUCGGGUUCAGGCCACCUUCCAUCGGUACCACUGGUCGCGCUGCAGCUGGAGGGAACUGCACCAGUACCUGCACAAAUACGACUGUCUGCGUGACGACCCCUUCAACCACGAGUGGCCGGCUCUGCCUCUGCUGCCGGGUUUCCAGUACUCCAUGGACCAACAGUGCCGCUUCGACUUUGGACCGGGAUACAGUCUGUGUACAGUCUACACAAACCUUGACCCCUGUAAGCAGCUGUGGUGCAGCGAGUACAGUAACCCGUUUUACUGUAAGACCAAGAAAGGCCCCCCUCUCGAUGGGACCAAGUGUGGACCAGGAAGGCACUGCUUUAAGGGUUACUGCAUGAGGCUGACCCCCGACAUGCUCAGACAAGAUGGCGGCUGGGGAACAUGGAGUCCAUACGGGAGCUGCUCCAGGACCUGCGGGUGCGGGGUCAGGUUUCGGAUCCGCCGCUGCGACAACCCAGCUCCAGCUAACGGUGGGCGCACCUGCUUCGGAAACAGCUACGAGUUCCAGCUGUGCAACCAAGAAGAGUGUCCCCCCCUCACUGACUUCAGAGAGGAUCAGUGUAAAGUCUGGAACCCAUUUUAUGAACAUGAAGGAAUUAAACAUCACUGGCUGCCUUACCAACACCCGGACCCUGAUGAGCGCUGUCGUCUGUACUGCCAGUCGAAGGAGACGGCGGCCGUGGUUUCCAUGAACAGAAUGAUGCAUGAUGGGACGGCGUGUUCCUACAGCGAUGGCCACAGCGUGUGCGUGCGAGGAGAGUGUGAGCACGUGGGCUGUGAUGGACAGAUUGCUUCAGACCAGCAGGAGGACCGGUGUGGAGUCUGUGGAGGAGAUAACUCCAGCUGUAAGAUCAUCAAAGGAAACUUCACUCGCAGCACCAAGAAACCAGGCUUCCUGAAGAUCCUGGAGAUCCCCAAAGGAGCCCGACACCUGCUGAUCCAAGAGUUCAAAGGGAGCCCUCACAUCCUGGCUAUGAAGAACACGGAGAUGGGUAACACCUUCCUGAACCAUGAAGACGAGCUCCCAGAGUCCCGGGUGCUGAUUGAGAAAGGGGUGUUGUGGGAGUACAGCAACACGGAGGAGCUGGAGUACAUCCAGACAUCAGGACCCCUGAGAUACGGAGUCCUGCUGAUGGUUCGCUCCCAUGUGGACUCAAAGGUGACGGUGUCCUACAAGUAUGUGAUCCAGGACCGUCUGCGGUCCUCGCUGGAGUCCAACCUGCUGCAGGAGGACGCCAUCUUCUAUGAGUGGGCCCUGAAAAAGUGGUCUCACUGCUCUAAACCCUGCGGAGGAGGGAAACAGUAUACAAGGUUUGGCUGCAGGAGGAAGGCAGAUGGGAAGAUGGUCCACAGGAUGUUCUGCUCCAACAUCAACAAACCCAGAGCCAUCAGCCGCAACUGCAACAGCAAUGCCUGCAGUUCGCCAAGCUGGGUGACCGGAGAAUGGGAGGACUGCAGCGCCUCCUGUGGUCAGACAGGGUGGCAGCGUCGCUGGGUGAGCUGCCAGCAGGUGUCCGGCUCAGAGGCAGGGCAGCAGAGGCAGCAGCGGUCGGUGAACAGCAAACUCUGUACCGAGGACCGACCAGAGGGCAAACAGACCUGCAACCGUGUCCCCUGCCCCGCCGCCUGGAGAGCUGGGCCCUGGACCCCGUGUUCUGUAUCUUGUGGAAACGGGACUCAGGAGCGUCAGGCCGCCUGUUCUAGUCCUGAGGGUUUGGCCAAGAACUGCAGUGACCGUCCACCAAUCACAACCCGCACCUGCCAGGCCCCACCCUGUAGCGGUGACCAAAAGAUCUCCAUCGUUCAGUGGCUGUCCAGGAGCAACACAAACUUUACAGCUCCAAGAACCUCCAGGCAACGUUGCCGUGGUGACCGCUCAGUGUUUUGUCGGAUGGAGGUGUUGAGUCGGUAUUGCUCCAUCGCUGGGUACCAGCAGAUGUGUUGCAAGUCCUGCAGCGAGAUCAACUCCACCAACUCCACCAACCCAAAAAACCAAACCAACUCUACCAACCCCAGCAACUCCACUAACUCCUCCAACUCUACCAACCCCAGCAACUCCACUAACUCCUCCAACUCCACCAACCUCAGCAACUCCACUAACUUCUCCAACUCCAACUUCAGCCCAACAAAGCCCCCGGCUGCCAGUUCGCGGAGUUUAGCAACAGAGAUGACAACCUCUGCGGCUUCGUCCUCAUGGAUCUAUAACAGCCCCAUUGUCAGUAACAUCAUCAGCACUCCACCCCCAGAUGUCAAAGUAACUCCGCCCCCAACCAUCAGGAGCAGCACUGACUUCAUCUAUGUGGACUACGAUGAUUAUGAUGAUUAUUCUACAUAUGAGGAUCCUUACAUCACCUCCAACUCUGACCAGAUCCUUCCAACUACUACUUCUACUAUCUUUACUACCACUCCUACUACCACUACUACCACUACAAGACCCCCAAGAAGAACAGCCCCCCCACAUUUAUUCAGGAGGAAAAUGACCGCUGUCACAACUAGGCGCCCACGGAGAACUGCUCCACCACAUUUAUUCACGCAGUACUUCAGGAGGAAAACUACCACUCCCACAAUGCCUUACUCUACAGCUCUUACUGAGGGUCACAGUCCAUCAUUAGCACCAAUCAGGACAUCCACUGUCCCAGAAUUCCCCACCACAAUUGAUGACUCUCUGAUCACUACGACAUCAUCACCAAAUACAACAUCAGGGGGGCGGAGCCUUCAGACUGAAGGUUAUCUUAUAGAGACUGAACCAACGCCAACAUCCUCGCCCUCCUUCAUCCCGCUCGCCAAGAAGGACAACAACUCGGUGGACGAGGUCCCGUACCGGAUCGUGGGAUUGGAAGCUGACUCCAGCAGGGGGCAGCAGAACUACUUUGUGCCACGGAUGCCGCCGUUCCGCGAGCGAACACAGAACAAGCGCAUCCAGCAGCUCCUGAACGAGAAACGACGACAGGACCUUCUGAGGAGGUCGAACAGGAGCAGGGAGGGCAGGACUGACAGGAAACGGGGUCGACUGUAAAAUAAACUUCAUUGUUCACUCCUCACGCAGCAUGUUCAGCUCACUUCCUGCUAACGCUAACAAACUCUCUACGAGAGACAGAAACAAACUGCGCGAUGAUGGAUCUCCAGGCUAACAGCCAUGUUUGUCUCAAAACAUCCAGCUGUCCUUACAUUCAGAUUGAAUCUUCCUGAGGUCUGGACCUGAUCCAGGAGGUUUACAGUGAGAUCAGAAUGUAGAAAUGUUUGCUUCAUUCUUCUUUACUAAAGCUGUGUUCAGUCCAAAAGAGGAGCUUGUCUUGGUCUCAGGGUUCUUCAGGUGGAGGAUCUGUUUGUGUGAAUUACCUGGGUUAACAUCACUCUUUUAUUUUCAUCCUUCACUCUGACCAGUUGAUGAUCGGUUAGCUAGGACCAGGACUACCAGAGUUCUGUUUCAGCUCUGGAGCUCCUGUCCACUGAGUCUCAGUUUCACUGUAUCUAACAGGUAACACUUAAGUCAGCUGAAAUCUGUCUGACUACAACGCUAUGAAGCCAAAGGAACAGAUGUUAGUCUGGAUUUAGGAUUUGUCAGGUCUUUCAGCUAAACAAGAAGCAUUAACUGAACAGUAAUAAAAACAGGGUUUGAUCUGACCUGAAACAGAGUCAGGAUGUCAGGGAACUCUCAGCUCUGGUGGGCGUUAAUACGUUUGAAAAAAGUCACCUUGAUUCUUGUUCUAGCUUCAAACACUUGUCCACAAAAGUCUCUCACUUUUUCAUGACUCUGAAGACGAGCUUUGCUUUCGGUCUGAACACGGCGUUAGACUUCAGACUCGUUCUUGUUCAUGCUGUUUGUACAUCAUUAUUCACUUUAUAAAUAAAGCAAGGGCUCAUGCAGCAGCUGAUGUCAUCACGACUCAUGAAAACCCAUUCAACUCUCA
Messenger RNA from Notolabrus celidotus (New Zealand spotty), 5353 nucleotides. RefSeq names its product A disintegrin and metalloproteinase with thrombospondin motifs 2-like. Gene Ontology annotation, cellular component: extracellular matrix. Bases 91 to 4458 code for a protein of 1455 amino acids. NCBI's taxonomy places the organism in Eukaryota, Metazoa, Chordata, Actinopteri, Labriformes, Labridae. Gene Ontology annotation, biological process: proteolysis; extracellular matrix organization. Gene Ontology annotation, molecular function: metalloendopeptidase activity. The record is from RefSeq and is a predicted model, not a curated record. The transcript has 26 exons.